Molecule: messenger RNA, 382 nt
Organism: Protobothrops mucrosquamatus (brown spotted pit viper)
Lineage: Eukaryota; Metazoa; Chordata; Lepidosauria; Squamata; Viperidae
Gene: MAP1LC3B
Product: microtubule associated protein 1 light chain 3 beta
Exons: 4
Coding region: 1-378 (125 amino acids)
Biological process (GO): macroautophagy; autophagy of mitochondrion; autophagosome assembly
Cellular component (GO): autophagosome; cytosol; autophagosome membrane
Molecular function (GO): ubiquitin protein ligase binding
Source: RefSeq, a predicted model, not a curated record
AUGCCCUCGGAGAAGAGCUUCAAGCAGCGACGCACCUUCGAACAAAGAGUAGAAGAUGUCAGACUUAUUCGUGAACAGCAUCCAACAAAGAUACCGGUAAUUAUCGAAAGAUAUAAAGGAGAGAAGCAGCUUCCCGUUCUGGACAAAACAAAGUUUCUGGUCCCAGAUCAUGUCAACAUGAGUGAGCUUAUCAAGAUAAUCAGACGGCGGCUGCAGCUGAAUUCCAAUCAAGCUUUCUUCUUACUGGUGAACGGACACAGCAUGGUGAGCGUCUCCACACCCAUUUCGGAGGUGUACGAAAGUGAAAAGGAUGAAGAUGGAUUCUUGUACAUGGUGUACGCCUCUCAGGAAACGUUUGGCAUGAAAUCCUCCAUGUAAACCU